Messenger RNA from Tarenaya hassleriana, 1449 nucleotides. RefSeq names its product dof zinc finger protein DOF4.7-like. The transcript has a single exon. Gene Ontology annotation, biological process: regulation of DNA-templated transcription. The record is from RefSeq and is a predicted model, not a curated record. Bases 128 to 1063 code for a protein of 311 amino acids. NCBI's taxonomy places the organism in Eukaryota, Viridiplantae, Streptophyta, Magnoliopsida, Brassicales, Cleomaceae. Gene Ontology annotation, molecular function: DNA binding; DNA-binding transcription factor activity.
UCUCUCUCUUUCCCAUGCACCCAUGAAACUAUUCAUUUUCCUCACCCUUUAAUCCAAUCUCUCUUCUUCACCCAUAAUUUCUAUUGCGAAAAAAAAAAGAAUUUUUUUCUUCAUAAUCACCAUUCAUAUGAUGACAUCAGCAUCGAAGCUCCCGAUCAGAGAAGAAAUUCAUCGGAAGGCGCCGCCACCACCGCCACCGCCACCGUCGAAGCCGCAGGAGCCGCCGGUGAGGUGUCCGAGAUGCGAUUCAACGAACACAAAGUUCUGUUACUACAACAACUACAGCUUGUCUCAGCCCCGACACUUCUGCAAGAACUGCCGCCGCUACUGGACACGCGGCGGCGCUCUACGCAACGUCCCCGUCGGCGGCGGUUCCCGUAAGCACAGGAGGCCCCUCAAGUCUUCUCCUUCUUCCUCGAUUCUCUCUGAUUCUUACAGAUUAGAUUCUUCCGACAACAUAAGUACUGGCGGGUUCAAGUUUUGUCCUGGUUUAGCGUCUCAUCGUGAUCUUGGUGGGUUGAAUUCGAACAGAGUGAUGAACCCUUCGUCUGCUACCGGAUUAGCUAUCAGUUCCGGUGGAUUUUCCGUCUCCUUGUUGCCGGAAAAUAACACCCACGUGGGGUCUUUGACCGUAGAUGCGAAUCUCGCAUCGUCGAUUGAAUCUUUGAGUUCUUUGAACCAAGAUUUGCACCGGAAGCUUCAGCAGCAGAGACUCGCCUCGCUUUUCGGCGAACACUUUGACCGCAACCAGAAAGAGACCGCCGGAAACGGCGAUUCUCCGGCAGUGUUUCAGAAUCUCGAUAUACUCCCUCCGACUGCUUCUCCGGAAAGUAUCGUCGCCGGUGAGUUCCCGGCGAGAGAGAGAAUCAAUGUUGUGGCAAAUGGAGAAUCUUCAUCGACGGCGACGGAGUGGUUUUUCGGGAAUCCAGGGUUUCUCCUUCAGUCUUUCCCCUCCUCAUCAUCUGCUGCAACGGCGGUCAGUGGCAGCGUUGAGAAUAAUGGGAACGGCGAUGGCAAUAUGGGGAAUUGGCAUGGGUUCCAAGCUUGGAGUGAUUUGCCCUAGUUAACCCUCUAAUGGUCAUCAUUAGAUAGUAGAGAUGUCAUUAUUGAUACUGUUACCACUAUUAAGGCCGAGAGAGAGAGAGAAGACGACAAGAGUGGAGCUACGGAUUUAGUCCACAGCGGUCGAAAAGGUAAUCGUUUUUGUUUCAAUUUAUUUAAAUUAGGAUCUAAUUAUAUUAUGUGACGUGGAUUAUUUUUAAAAAAUACAUUAUAGUUCUAGGUUAUCGAGGAUAUGGAGAGACAGUGUACGUCGUAUAUAUAUAUAUAUAUAUGUAAGAUAUGUUCUAAUGUGUCAGAUCGAUCAGUCGGAAUUAGAUUCUCUCAGUUGUGUCAAUGGAAACGUACCAUCAAAGUGACUGAGACUUAUGUCCCCUUUUUCACCACCAU